AUAGCAGCACCACAGCGCUCCCGUUUCUAUCGUGCAAACGAAAGGCGCGAAGCUGGUGACGGCCUAUGGUGCACUCCUGAUGCAGUACGACGCGUGCUAUAUACUUCCCGAUGCGGCGAACGAGAACGGAACCGAGUAACGCGGUAGUGAGAGAAUUUGCUCGCGAGAUUCGGCAGCGUUCCCAGUGUCGUAAAGUGCCUUUUUUUUGCCACUGACGUCCUCUGCUGUUUAAGAUGACGAAGAUGUUUCAGGGGGACGGAGUGAGACUGAGACAGCACACGGCGAAGAGAACGUUGACCGAGUUACCCUACGACAACAAGGCUGCUUCGAGGAAGCAGAACGUACUGCCAAAUGACACCCAGCAUCUCCUGUUCGUUCUCACGUUCUUUCUCUUCGUGUCCUUCGUUAUAAUCGUCCUAGAGAAGAAUCUGCCCGAGCCAAUAACCAUCGACACCGAGGGGUUGCAUCCAGGGAGAUUUGUGGCUGAACACGCUCGUAAUCAUAUCGUAAAUCUUACAUCAAUCGGGCCUCGUAUCGCUGGUAGUUAUGAGAAUGAGAUUUUGGCCAUCAGAUUCCUGACGACAACGAUCAACAAUGUGAUUGGAGCGGCACACGAGAAUCAUAAGAUUGUUCUUGACAUUACGAAACACAGUGGUGCAUUCCCGCUCAAGUUUCUUGAUGGCAUGACCAAUGUUUACAGAAAUGUACAAAAUGUUAUUGUUAAAGUUGGACCCCACAGGCCUAUGCUGCACAGUUUGUUGCUUAAUUGUCAUUUUGAUUCGUUUUUAGAAAGUCCAGGUGGUUCAGAUGAUGGUGCUGGUUGUGCCGUAAUGCUAGAAAUUUUACGAAUAGUUACUCAAAGUCCAAAAGUGUUGAAGCACAACAUUAUAUUCUUAUUCAAUGGAGCAGAGGAAAAUAUAUUGCAGGCGUCUCAUGGCUUCAUAACGCAACAUCCUUGGGCGAAGGAAGUACGAACGUUCAUAAAUCUAGAGGCGUGCGGCGCCGGUGGCCGUGAAUUAUUAUUUCAAGCCGGACCUCACAAUCCAUGGAUUCUUGAGACUUACGCCAAAUCAGUGCCAUAUCCUUACGCUUCGUCCUUGGCACAGGAAAUAUUCGAGAGCGGUAUUGUACCUGGUGAUACAGAUUUCCGGAUAUUCCGAGAUUUCGGGAAAGUUUCUGGUCUUGAUUUCGCAUGGUCGAAAAACGGUUACGUGUACCACACGAAGUUUGACAAUGUCGAUCAGAUACCGUUGGGUGCGUUGCAAAGAACCGGAGAUAAUAUUCUCGCUCUGACGCAAGGCAUCGUGUUCGAGGACUAUUUGUCGGACCCGAGUAUGCAAGAAACACGCGGAAGCCUCGUGUUCUUUGAUUUUCUUGGUGCAUUUGUGAUUAGAUGGCCACCGUACAUUGCCAAUACAGUUAAUAUCGUCAGCAUAAUUAUUGCUGGAUAUUCUAUCCAUCUGAAUAUGCAGAGCGCACGUAGAAGUAUCAGAACAUCGAUGUAUGCGAAAUACAUCGCGAUAUGUGUCGGCGUGAUCAUCGUUUCGUUUGUGGCGUCCAUGUUCUCUUGUACAUUGAUCGCCUUGGUCCUGACGAAAUUGGGAAAAGUGAUGAGUUGGUACGCGAGGCCAACAUGGUUGUUUUUCUUGUACGUCUGUCCGACUACUUUCGUAUCGAUGAUUGUAUUUCUGUAUAUUGGAUCGCGACAGAGGAAGGAAGUUAGCUCUGCAUGGGUUUUGUACCAAAUGUACUUUGAUGCCUAUGCUGUAAUAUGGAUGUCGAUUCUUUCUGUAUGCGUCUUGUUCGAGAUACGCUCGGGCUUCAUACCGCUGCAUUGGGUGUUAUUCCCAGCAGUGGGGAAUAUCGUGCGACACAACUUCCUCAGCAGAUGGAAAGACUGGAAGUGGCUUUGCUACCAUUUGGGGACAUUGAGUCUAUCUUACAUACAGUCGUUUUACUUAGCGGUCGGUGCUCUCUAUCUCUUCAUCCCGAUAAUGGGACGAUCCGGUGGCAGUAUUAAUUCCGAAGUUGUAAUGGCUAACAUGUUGUCGAUAUUGUUCUGCCUACUACUUAGCUUCACGUUGCCAAUAGUGCUUCUAAUCAAAAAUGCCGAACGAAUUGUGAGCGUGAUAGUUGGGAUUUUCUUAAUCGCUAUUGCUGUGUUAAUCUUAACGCCACUCGGCUUCCCUUACAGUGGUGAUCCACUGUUUCCCGCUCCGGAACGAUUUAUGAUCGCGCAUAGCCAGCGUCAAUAUUAUAACGCAAAUGGUAGUGUUAGACACUCCAGUACAGGAUACUGGUCAGUGGAUUUAGACAUGAACAGUCCACGCAGUGUAGAAUCGAUAGUGCCUGAAGUAGCUGCCGCGAGGCCAACAGCCCGAGAUUGUGAAACCGAAUUGUACUGUGGUUUACCGUAUCUACUGCCCGUCACGACUUUCCUGUGGAAAACUAGUUGGAUACCUGGACCUGCCCCGCUCAUAAAGAUUCCUACAAAUCUCGAGAUCGUCUCGAAGACUGUUAAACAAGAUGUUGUUACUUUCACCUUUAAUGUUACAGGUCCUGACCAUAUGGGUAUAAUUUUGUCUCCGUACAAGGGCGUUCAUCUGAAAAAGUGGUCUGUAAUCGAUGGGAAACCACUGGAAAGCCCAAUGUGGAACGGCAGGAAGACUUACUUCAUUUAUUACGCAUGUGCCUCAGAUUGUGUGCCAUAUACAUUUUCUAUUGAAUUGAAUGUGCCCGCAGCGCAGAAAGGACCGUGUCUAUCCAUCGCCCUAGCCGGACACUUCUUGCACGGGGAACACCAAAGGUCACUGAGGUUCAAGAAAUUUUUGGCGCAAUUUCCAUCGUGGACCGUCCUCACACCUUGGACGGCGUCGUACACGUCGUGGGAGAUUUAACGAGGACAACGAACAACUCGACGGUAAACAAAACUACAUUAUAAAACAAUAUUAUCUGACAGUGCGUCAAUCUUGUGUAAAUCAACGAAGCAGCGCUAUAACGAAACGGCGCUAAGCUCGGAACACGAUCGAGGCCUAACCCUCUGGCAAUGUAGCUCGCUUAAAUAUCUUAGAGCUAGUUUGUAACAUUCAGAAUAUCUUAAUCUCCAAAAAAAAUGUUGACGGAUUGAAAUUAUGAAUUUUUUUACUAGCAUAUCAGCAAAAGUAAUGUUAGACUAGUCUAAGAAAUUCACAUCCCAAAAAAUCGCGUAGAGAGAUAUCUUAUCUAAUUUGCAGAUAAAGGUAAUGGCAGAUCGAUAACAUUUUUAUAGAUGGUACUUUUUCUCAUAUGAUGAAUUUUUUUCUAAAAUAAUAUUGCAUAUCAUGAGCAUACUUUAGAGCGAUUCUGAUGCAUUAUCUUUCGACUCUGCAAUUUUUACAAGGAACUCAUAUCGCUAAAGAGAGAAUAUCUUUCAUCAAACUCUAGAAAUCGAAUUAAACGUAUAACAUAGAAACUGUGAUUGUGCAUAAUAUACAUUUGCCGCGUACGAGUAUACUUUAAGGAUUGAUAAAUUCAUAUAUCAGUCUGUAGUUCAGAGUGCGAUUAAACGAUGACUCGACUAAUAAUUGCAUGAUUAGUGUAUUGGGCAUGAGUUACACAAAAUUAACAGCUUGAGAGUUGUUCAUAGACUGCCUUAUGCUUAAAUAUCUUAGAGCUUGCAAAGUUUGAACUUAUCAUAGUUUAAUCAGCCACAGUUGUUGUUCGGUGCGAAAUAUAGUUCGAGACUGUUGUCAUACGAAUACGUCGAACUUCUUUCGUACGAUAGAUAAUAUAAAUAACAGUGCAUGAUUAGCACUUUAGAUGCGAUAAACAAAAAAUCACUUGAGGUACAAGAUAAUAACACACAUUUUUAAGAAAUUUUAUAUUUUAAUAGUAUAAUAUAUAUAUAGAAGAAAGAAAAGAAAAUGUGAGAGAGAAAUAAUGUUAUAAACCUCUAAAGGAAUAUAUGCAUAUGCAUGCAGGAUAUGCAGGAUAAACAAAAAAAUAUUUUACAUUCUAUUCUUAGAUUUCAUUACAUAAUCCAUUGAAUUGAAGAGUCUCUCUGAACAUUAGCAUUUUGUAGGAGAGAUUUUACGAUUGCACUUUAUAAUCUCGACCAUUUUCGAACCAUUCCUCCUUCCUUGUAAUUCUAAAACAAGUAAGAUUUACAUUUACAUAGAUAGCAUAUCAAAAAAGUUAAGACAUAUAUACAUUCUGACAUGUAAAUUAGUGAUUUUUCAUAUUUUAGUAUUUUGCAUUUAGUCAACUAUUUUGCCAACUAAUAUCUUUUUAUUGUAGUAAAUGAGCAUCAAGCCCGUCUUUAAAUGUAGGCUUCCAAUUUCUGCUUCUGGGCGCAACUUUUUUCUGAAUAAAGAAUAAAGUUUCUUGUUGUUAACGUCGAUUUCUGCUUAUAAAAUGUGUAUCUCACGAUAACGUACUUCUAACAAUACCUGAUAUGAUUCGUUUUUGACAUACGUCAUAUCUGUUAAGCGUUACAGUUUCAGUUUCUUUGAUUGUUCGCAAUUAAUAUCAAUUUUUUAUACGAGCAGAAAGCACUGCUUUCGUUAUUAAGCAGAUAAAACAAAUUUUAUUUACAACAUUAACUUUGUUGAUUAGUUCAGGAUGUCUAGAUUUUACUUAAUAGUUGAAAGACAAUAUGAAAUGUGUUACGCAAAAUAAUAUUUUUCACCUUAUUAAUAGCUACCAUGCGCCUAAACGCUUACGCCUAUGCUGCAUGUUGCUCCAACUUAAUAAAUUAUUCAUUUUGCAAUACUUUACAAAAUGAUGAGCAUAAUAUAAUUACUUGAUUGAUAUCUCGCGAAUUGGAAGUUAUCUAUGAAUAUUAGUGAUAAAUAGUACAACACCUGUUCAUUAUAAAGAAAUAAUAGUUUUAUAUAUAUACGAAUCAAAGUUAUACGUAGUAACAUUGUUAGUAAAAUAUACAAUGCGAUUUUAAUGACGGUUAAACAUUUCUGAUGUAAGGCAUAUUGGAGAAUGUUUAUGUAAUAUAUUUUUAUAUAUUAUAUAGUUUAUAUAUUCGUUAUUUCUCUCAUGUGCUGUUCGUUACAUAAUUUACGCAUUAGAUGAUUAAUAUUGUUGCAUUAAUUAAUUAUCUAUAUGCGUUAAAUUGUGACUAUUUUAUCCGAUUAUUCAUGAAUUUCCUCGUGAAAUAAUAAUUUUAACAAUUUGUUGAUAAUAAUGUUUUAAUUGCACAAGUUCAUGGUUCUACUUAAUUAUCGUACACAAAGUUAUGAACAAUAAUUACCUCAAUUUUGGCAGCGUUAUUUAUUAUGGUUUGUAAGUAACCGUGCUAUGUAUUACGAUUUAGUUAUAUUCCUUUUUGCACAUUUUAUCUAUAUAAAAGUGUUCUUAUACAUAGAGGGAGAGAGAGAUAAAUCUAUAUAGAUUUUGGUGUAUUCUGUGAUUUUUUUAGGCGGUCGCUAAUAUUAAGAACACAGAGUUUACUAUUGUAAAAUGAGAGUGUAAAGUGUAAAGCGCGCUAUUAACAGGGUUUUUCAUUUUACACUGGUAGGAUUAAAACGAAGUUAAGUAACAAUAAUGAAGUCUGUUUUGGCGUUAAUCGUUUUGAUGUGAUUCUUUUUGAAAUUAACAAGUGCAUUUGUCCUGGAAGGCUUCCUUUAUUAUGCCUGAAUCUUAAACACUUGUACUUUAGUCACUUCGUUUUAUGCCAAAUAUCUUCGCCGGCCAAAGGGAAAAGAUCCAUCCAUGCAUGACAUAUGCAUAAUUAUAUAAUUCGUUACUAUUAUUCUGUAUAGAGGGCGAUAAAUCGCGAUGUGCUAUAUCGCGGAAUUGAAUUCAAGGGAUUUAAUGUUCGAUAAGCAAAGCGUACAGUACAUAGGUAGUAAUAUAUCGUUUCCCCAAGAAUUUAUUUAUACACAGGCAUAUAUGUUCCUGCUUGCGUUUGAGUUUUAAUUUACUGAUAUAUACAUAUAUUGCGACAUUGUUAUUUGGCAAUUGUUAUUACAUGAUUAAGAGAUAGUGCGAAAGGAAAAUAAAGAAUGAAUAUAAUAACACAA
This is a messenger RNA of Ooceraea biroi (clonal raider ant), 6014 nucleotides long. RefSeq names its product endoplasmic reticulum metallopeptidase 1. Gene Ontology annotation, molecular function: metalloexopeptidase activity. The record is from RefSeq and is a predicted model, not a curated record. NCBI's taxonomy places the organism in Eukaryota, Metazoa, Arthropoda, Insecta, Hymenoptera, Formicidae. Gene Ontology annotation, biological process: proteolysis.